This is a messenger RNA of Lepisosteus oculatus (spotted gar), 878 nucleotides long. RefSeq names its product mast cell protease 1A-like. Gene Ontology annotation, biological process: proteolysis. Gene Ontology annotation, molecular function: serine-type endopeptidase activity. Lineage: Eukaryota; Metazoa; Chordata; Actinopteri; Semionotiformes; Lepisosteidae. The record is from RefSeq and is a predicted model, not a curated record.
AAAGGGGGCCGGCGAGCGCGGUUUGUCACAUCGUUUGUGGCCCUGGGUGCGAGACAAGGAGAGAUGGCCCUGUGUCCUGUGCUGUGUCUGUCCGUGCUACUGCUUGCAUCCCAGUGUGGGACGUCCCGGGUUGGCAUCGUGGGCGGCCGUGAGGCAGCCGCCCAUUCCCGGCCCUACAUGGCCUCCCUCCAGGAAAACGGAACCAACCUCUGCGGGGGAGUCCUGGUGCGGGAGGACUUCGUGCUGACAGCCGCUCACUGCGCCGGGGUGCAGCGCGUCGUCCUGGGUGCCCACUCGCUGGUCAGCAAAGAGGAGGGCCGGCAGGUGUUCGCUGUGCGCCAGUCCUUCCUUCACCCACUGUACCCGAAGGACUCCCUGCACCAUGACAUCAUGCUGCUGAAGCUGGACGGGAAGGCGGCCCUGAACGAGCGCGUGCAGGCCAUCCCCCUGAAGCACAGCCAGCUGCUGGCCCCGGGCACCGUGUGCAGCACGGCGGGCUGGGGGGACGCGUACGACAACGACACCUAUCCCGGCGUGCUGCAGGAGGUCAACACCACGGUCAUCAGCCAGAGCGAGUGCAGCGGGCGCUGGGCGGCGUACUACAACGUCACCGACCGCCAGGUGUGCGCCGCGGUGGAGGGGGAGACGCGGGGCUUCUGCUCGGGGGACUCCGGCGGCCCGCUGAUUUGCAACGGCAGGGCGGUGGGCGUGAUCUCCUUCUCGGGCCCGCGGUGUGGCGACCCCCGGCACCCCGACAUCUACACGCGCGUUGCCAGCUUCCGGGAAUGGAUUAUAGAUAUCCUGAGUAGAAAUUGAACCCCGCGGGUGCCAGUGUCAACGAUGAAAAUACGAAUAAAAGCAGAUCAGGAGUGGUGGUG